Cyphellophora europaea CBS 101466 is the source of this 1680-nucleotide messenger RNA. RefSeq lists its product as uncharacterized. Gene Ontology annotation, biological process: transmembrane transport. The transcript is spliced from 2 exons. Gene Ontology annotation, molecular function: transmembrane transporter activity. Gene Ontology annotation, cellular component: fungal-type vacuole membrane. The record is from RefSeq and is a predicted model, not a curated record. Lineage: Eukaryota; Fungi; Ascomycota; Eurotiomycetes; Chaetothyriales; Cyphellophoraceae. Bases 1 to 1680 code for a protein of 559 amino acids.
AUGUCUUUAACCAGAGUAUCCUCCACCGACCAGUUCGAGCGGUUCGAUCCCGCUGCCGGGCUUGAACACCGGAGGAUGAGCUUCAACCCCGUCACAGAUUGGAUCCCGCCCAAGGACAACACUGAACCUCUCAGCGCUGCUAGCGUUCUCGAGUUUGAGGAAGUGUCCAAGUCUAGAAGAUUACUACAGGUCGCAAUUGCCAUAAUCUACUGCCUUUUCGCAGCCGGCAUUGUAUUCGGAUAUGCCGCAAUCAAGCCUGUCCUCAUCGACGAGGGCGCCUUUCGAGAGCUGUGCACGUCAGAAGAAGUAGAAAAGGGCGUGUCCCCAUGCUACCAGCAGGAAAUCCGCCUCAAUCUCAUGUUCACUGUGGCCGCUGUAUCCACGAAUGUGGCCGCGCUUCCUAUAGGGACGAUACUGGACAGAUAUGGUCCUAGGGUUUGCGGUAUCAUCAGCAGUGUUCUUCUUUUCGCAGGAGCGGCCCUCUUCUCGUUCGCGUCCAGCAUCGAUGGAGAUGCCUACACGCCAGCGUACUUCCUUCUCGCUCUGGGUGGGCCUUUUGUCUUCAUCUCUUCCUUCCAGCUAUCGAACGCAUUCCCUCAAAGGUCGGGGCUUAUCCUUGCUCUCCUCACUGGGGCGUUCGACUCAUCAUCCGCACUGUUUCUUCUAUUCCGAGUCUUGUACGAGAAGACUGGUGGACAGGUCAACACCGAGAACCUCUUCAAGAUCUAUCUGGUGGUCCCUGUCUUCAUCUUACUGGUUCAAGUUUUUGUCAUGCCGAAGCACUCCUACAAAUCGGUGAGCGAGAUUGUAAAAGAAGCCGAGGACGAGAUCAAUGCACCAACACCACCCAACGCAUCCGUCGAAGAGCAGAUCUCUGCACGUGAAAGGCGGGAGAGCACUGCCUCCGAGAUUACUGCACUGCUAGAGAUGCCGGCCAACACGAAGCGGGCAAGCAGGGAAGAGAAGAAGAACACGAUAUCGGGAGUGUGGGGCGCCAUGCACGGGCACACGGCCUGGGAACAGAUCAAAAGUCCUUGGUUCUUGCUCAUUACGCUUUUUACGGUUGUGCAGAUGACGAGAAUCAACUAUUUCGUGGCUACGAUCAGGUCACAAGAACGGUGGUUGCUGGGAUCCGAGAAACAAGCCAGAAAAGUCAACGAGUUCUUCGACAUUGCAUUGCCUGUAGGAGGCGUGCUGAGUAUCCCCUUCAUCGGAACUGUUCUGGAUGGCACGUCGACUCCAUUUGCGCUCGCAUGUCUGGUCGUGGUCGCCACUAUCAUUGGGGUACUGGGAUGUCUUCCCUAUACUUGGGCUGCAGUGGCCAAUAUCGUCUUGUUUGUCUUGUAUCGGCCGUUUUACUACACAGCUGUCUCGGACUACUCAGCCAAGGUCUUUGGGUUCGUCACCUUUGGAAAAGUUUACGGCCUUAUCAUCUGCUUGGCAGGACUUUUGAACUUUGUGCAGAGCCCCCUGGAUGCCCUGACGCAUAAGACGUUCAAGAACAACCCUAUACCUGUGAAUGCCACUCUUACGGGCCUUGCUGUCGUUGUCGGCACCGGCCUCGUCUCCUAUACCUAUAUCAAGAGUCGGAAUCUGGCCCGAGCCAAGCUGGAGGAUGAGGCGGAGGGCGCCACCGAAAGAUUGAUGCCGCAUCCCAACGGUGAGGGGUAUGGAACUUGA